This is a messenger RNA of Cebus imitator (Panamanian white-faced capuchin), 409 nucleotides long. Its product is annotated as high mobility group protein B3-like. Gene Ontology annotation, cellular component: nucleus. The record is from RefSeq and is a predicted model, not a curated record. The coding region runs from base 14 to 409 and encodes 131 amino acids. Lineage: Eukaryota; Metazoa; Chordata; Mammalia; Primates; Cebidae. Gene Ontology annotation, molecular function: DNA binding, bending. The transcript has 2 exons. Gene Ontology annotation, biological process: regulation of transcription by RNA polymerase II.
CAAUACAGUCAGGAUGGCUAAAGGUGACCCCAAGAAACCAAAGGGCAAGAUGUCUGCUUAUGCCUUCUUUGUGCAGACGUGCAGAAAAGAACAUAAGAAGAAAAGCCCAGAGGUUCCUGUCAAUUUUGCAGAAUUUUCCAAGAAAUGCUCUGAGAGGUGGAAGACAAUGUCCGGGAAAGAGAAAUCUAAAUUUGAUGAAAUGGCAAAGGUGGAUAAAGUGCGCUAUGAUCGGGAAAUGAAGGAUUAUGGACCAGCUAAGGGAGGCAAGAAGAAGAAGGAUCCUAAUGCCCCCAAAAGAGAGUUCGGGAAAACUCAAGAGAAUAAAACAUCUGAGCAGGGACCAAGAGCAACCGGGGAGCCCGUAUCACCUCACAGAGAAGCGUACAAGCUUAGGAAUCUUGCUUUCUAA